AAAUCACUCAAACGAGAGACUCAACUGAAUCUCUCAUUUAUGAUAUUCUACAGCUGAAUGCGCUGCACACAGGCCACCUCAUGUUUCAGUCGGCACGAUAUUCGAGAUAUCGCAAUAUAUUUAGAAUAUCAUAAACGAGAGAUUCAGUUGAGUCUCUCGUGAAAACCUAUUUGAUUUUCAAAUGAGUCUAUUUCUCGGAAACCAAAAUUUGUUUGUUCGAUUGUCAUCAGCCUAAACCAUUAUGAAUUCAUACGAAAAUAACUGGUAGUCAUGCUAAUCCCAAGAGCUACAUGCAAACAUUCACAUAUUGGGGAAAUCAAAACAAUCGUGAUACAAAUUACCUGUGUCAGAUGUAGGAACCCGGCUAAACUGAGUACAGACCUACAGAAGCUCAAAGAGACCGAGCCUAUUCUCAUUACACUAGGUUCACUUUCCUGACAAAAGUUCAAUGUACUCAGGAGUCGAUAUAUUCCGGCUUUUGGUUUCCGACUGCUUUGAGCAUCCCAGGCCGGUUGAGUGAAGAGCAUCCAUUUUUCUUGUGGUUAUUUAUCUCGAUGAAAACGACGAUUGUGCAUGAGCUGGAAUUCACUUUUACACAGUCCAGCAUAGUGAGGCCGUAUUAAUAUGUGAAGUCUGGUAGGCGCCUUGUUGUCCGACCAAAGGACGAUGCUUGAAUCGAGCAUACGAACGAGUACACGAAGAAUGUGUUCCUAGAUUUCCGCAGUUUCUCUUUCAAAUGAAACCUGAUAACGAGGGCGUGCGGGAUUCAAACACGGAUCGGUGGUGUCAUAUGUCAGUCAGAAUAUUUUUUGAGCUUUUUGUAAUCAGCGCUGCAGUUGAAAGCCUCUUAGAAGGAGGGCGCAAUUGUUUUUCCUUACGUAGUGUAACUUAUGGUAAUGUUUCCAUUAAGCGAAUGAGAUUCCCCAAGGACCGUUGUGGGAAGCUGUUCAUGUUGAACAAUCGUCCCAGGAAUUUUAGUUCAUCUUCUUGGUUUUGUCGGUCAGAUGUCGUGCUUGGAUCUUCUUCUGUUUGAGUAAGACAAAGCUGUCAAGAAAGUUGUAUUCUGGGCUGAGUGAAGAGGGUGAUCUGUCCAAUGGUUACCUUAAAUUCCCAAUGUAAAGUGGAUAGUGCAUAUGAAGUAAGCAAAUUACGUCCAAGACAGCUAUGUAAGCCACAGGACAAGGAGACUGCCGCUCUCAAUCGAACCAUAAAAGCAAUAAUUCGUUUAUGUAAGCGGCAAAGUAAUGAAAACAUGAUAGCUAGUUUUCGUUCAUUAUCUCAGUGGACUAGGUAUUGAUAUCCAUCUACUGAUGGUUACUAGCAAUCCGAUAAGUAGUUUGCCUAUAGAAUAGCAAACAGUAUCCAGGUUGCUGGGAGAGGAUUAUGAGGGAAGGCCGGGUUAAUUCACAUUUGAUAGAAUGAACAAACGAUAAACCUCGUUUUCGGGGAGGUGACUUGCAUACUAACCAUAUGUUUUGUCUCGCUCAGUUCCCGUUUAACCAUCUGGCAGAUUAAAGUUCGUUUGGCUACAUUCAACCAUGGAUUGCUGGUGCAUCAACACAUUGUCACUGAGUUGUUGGCCACCGCUGAAGUCUAUCCUCAACUUUGUGUGUUCUGUGCUGCUGAGCACUUUGUUUCGCUUGCUGAAAAAACUGCGGAUUUUUGUGUGGCCAACGAACUGUGCGCGCUAAGCAGCACAGCAGAUCGCGUGCACUUUCUGGUCGGCCGAAAUGUUUUCAUGAAUGGUCGGAUAACUAAAGAUCUCAAAACCAUAUGGACGAGUAUCCACAAUUUUCCACCGGUCAAUAGCUUCAUUUCCACUGUGUGGUACGACAGUGAUCCGCGAACGAAUGAAGCCGUGGAUAUGACCGAGUUUGAGUGGAGAGUGGAUCCGUUCACCCCUGAUGAACCUCUUGCUCUUGCACAGGUUGCUAAGAAAGUACUAAUUGCCAGCUCGCUUGCUCGAACAUCAACUCGUGAAGUGCUAUGUGAAUAUUUCUCGAAGUCUGAAACCAGAAUUCUUCGAGCCAAGUUCAAAGACUGUUCUGUGGAAGAGCAAGCGUUUGUAAUAAAAUUUGAUUCCAUCCCUCACGCUUGCUUUAAUGAGAGGCGGGAGAAAACAAGCGUAAAUGUAUUUCUGUCCUGUACAUUCAUGUUUACCUGCCUGCGCGAUAUCGGGACGGUACAAAACGCUGGAUUUGUUUCCAAAAGAUUGUAUGAAGCACACCAAUGUCACAUGAAAGUCCAUCAACGUCUGUGUGAUUCCUGUGGAAGUUAGUCUCUACUUUGUUCUAGCAUGAAGUAAAAAUAAACUUGGUUUAUG
This is a messenger RNA of Opisthorchis viverrini, 2323 nucleotides long. RefSeq lists its product as hypothetical. The record is from RefSeq and is a predicted model, not a curated record. NCBI's taxonomy places the organism in Eukaryota, Metazoa, Platyhelminthes, Trematoda, Opisthorchiida, Opisthorchiidae. The transcript is spliced from 3 exons. Bases 1739 to 2278 code for a protein of 179 amino acids.